GAAGUGAAUCUCGUCAUCAUGGCAAGAACCAAACAGACCGCUCGUAAGUCCACCGGUGGAAAAGCCCCGAGGAAGCAGCUCGCUACUAAAGCCGCCCGUAAAAGCGCCCCCGCCACCGGUGGCGUCAAGAAGCCUCAUCGUUACAGGCCCGGUACCGUGGCGCUGAGAGAGAUCCGCCGUUAUCAGAAGUCCACUGAACUGCUGAUUCGCAAACUGCCUUUCCAGCGUCUGGUGAGAGAAAUCGCUCAGGAUUUCAAGACGGAUCUGCGCUUCCAGAGCUCCGCCGUCAUGGCCCUGCAGGAGUCCAGCGAGGCUUAUUUGGUCGGUCUGUUCGAGGACACCAACUUGUGUGCCAUCCAUGCCAAGAGGGUCACCAUCAUGCCCAAAGAUAUUCAGCUGGCACGCCGCAUUCGUGGAGAGCGCGCUUAAAUCCACAGCGGCGUCAUUCACAUCAACACCAAAGGCUCUUUUAAGAGCCACUACAGUUGCACUCAACGAGUCUAUUUCCAGUUCUUAUUCAGUUUAUUAUUAAUAUUCGAGGCGAAAUAGUUUCAAAUUCUACCAAACACAAAACAA
Molecule: messenger RNA, 576 nt
Organism: Myxocyprinus asiaticus (Chinese sucker)
Lineage: Eukaryota; Metazoa; Chordata; Actinopteri; Cypriniformes; Catostomidae
Product: histone H3-like
Exons: 1
Coding region: 19-429 (136 amino acids)
Cellular component (GO): nucleosome
Molecular function (GO): structural constituent of chromatin; DNA binding; protein heterodimerization activity
Source: RefSeq, a predicted model, not a curated record